Paramecium pentaurelia is the source of this 2175-nucleotide messenger RNA. Lineage: Eukaryota; Ciliophora; Oligohymenophorea; Peniculida; Parameciidae. The record is from the annotation of a GenBank genome assembly.
AUGCAUUUUAUUAAGAAUAUAUUCAAUAAAGUUGUAGGAACAUAAUAACCAUUAGUAAAAUAAGAGAUUUUUGAUUUUUUUAUUUUAGGAACAAUCUUUAAAUAAGAUGAAGCUAAAUAUACAAAAAUGUAAGUAAAUUUAUUUUAUGUUUAGAUCAUCUAAUUCAGAAUUUGUGUUUGACAAAUUAUCAAAUGAUGAGUUUGAUCAUAUUCUAAUUGUUCGAUUAAAUAGAACCUCUAAAUCUUAUAAUAAUGUCAUUAGAUAAAAAGAAGGAGAUUUUUAUUUCAACAUUUCAUUUUUUAAAUCAAUACACCAUUAAACUUUAAGUGAUUCGGCAGAAGAGUUUAGUAUAGAUUUAAUGUAUCACUUAAACUUUAAAAUAGAGACAUUUAAGGUAUUAAAUGGAGUAUAAGAAUACAUUUCCAAAAAUACACAAAACAAGAAAAUUUAAAAAUUAUUAAUUUUAAAUUGUAUUUAAAUUAAUUAAUUUGGAUUCAAUAAAACAAAAAGGCCCUCCCAAAAAACUUAAAUGAUUUAGAUAAUCUGAUUCCUACAAAAUAAUCGUAAAAAUUGGAGAUUCAUAAUAUAUUGCAAUAAAAAUAAAUGACUAAAACCAUUUUGAGAGUAGAUAGAUCAAUUUUAUCAUUACUAACUACUAGAACUAUAUAAGAUAAAGAAAUUAUAGGAGAUGUUAUCAAUUAUUUAUUGUAAUAAGAUAUUCACACUAUAAAAUAAAUUUAUGUUGGAAAAUUAUAUAUACUUUGUCCUAAAUUAGCAGUAAUAAGGUUCAUCAAUCCUUUAGUUAUAAUGUCUUUAAAUAUUAUUUCGAUAACAGAGAGUAGAAUGGAAUUAUACAAUAAAGAUAGAUAAUUAUUAUUAAUUUAAUCAAUAAAAGACUUCAUCAGUUUUGAAGUAGAUAAAGAUCAGAAUUAUUUAAGUUGGGUUUAUUUUGAUGGAUUUAAUUAGAUUGUAUUAUAUUUUAAAUUUGAUAUUUUGUAUGGAUCCACAACAAUGGCUAUUAUUUUAGAGAAAUUCAGAAUAUGCAUGAAUGAAAAAUAAAAUUUAUAAUUAGAAACUGGCACAUCCUUUAGUUAAAUCUCAACAACAACUACUAUUAAUAUAAAUGAAUCAUAUAACUAAUAAAUUGAAUUAAAAAAAUACAUUUAUAAAGAUGAUUUGUAUACAAUAAAAGGGGAUUUAAAGUAAGCAACUACUAAGAAAAUCAUUUAUAAUGAUAAUGAUAAUUUAGUUAUUUUAGAAGAUAAAACUAUAUCAUUUAUCAAAAAUAAUAAAACAUAUUAAAUUAAUUAAUUUAUUAAGUUUGAUAAAACAUAUCUAGACUAUAAUUCAAAAAUAUUAGUGUUAUAUUUAUAGUUUUAAUGUGUAUUAUACUUAAUUGAUUUAAAAACUUAUACUUAUACUCAGGAUAUUAUUAAAUUAAAUUUUAAGAUCGCAGAUGUUUGUUCUUAUGAAAAAUAAUUCAUAUUGUUAAAUAAUUAAUCAGUUUAUGUUUUAGAUGAGAGUAAAUCUAUUUAUAAAAGUAAUAUUAAAAUUAAUUAUAUUAGUUAAUGAAAUAGAUUAAAAAUUAAAAGAUAAUUAUCAAAUUGUAAGAUGCUCAAAUAAUGGAUCUAUUGUUAUAGGUACAGAAUAAGGUUUAGUGCUUAUAUUUGAUAAUAUUAAAACAAUGAAAUAAGUAAAUAUAUUUGAAGGACUAGGAGAUCUUGUUUAAGAUAUUAUAUUAAGUACAGAUGAAAAGUAAAGUAUAAAUUAUAAAAUAGGUUUAUAAUUAUUAAUAAUUCUUAAUAUAUCUAAUAUUAAUAAAUAAUAACAAAUAAAUAAAAUGGUUAUUAAUAAAAUUUAGAUAUGAAACCAUCUCCAAUUAGAGUUUAAUUAAAUCCUGAAGAUUUAAUUUUAAUGGGAUUAUAUAAUUAUCCAAAUUUUUAACAUGUGAGAAUGGAUAAAAAUAAUAGAGUUAUUGCAGCUUAACUUGAAAAUUUGUAAGUGAUUUUUAAUGUUUAAUAAAUAAUUAAUCAUUAAAAUAAUUCAUAUUAAGUAAUUAGUUUACAAUAAAUUUAGAUAUUCAUUCUUCCUGAAGAAAUCUUUGAUCAACAAUAUAGAGAAUAAGAUCUAAUAAUUCUUUCAGAAUCAAAUAUUUAUAUCAGAUAAUGUUUAUGA